Messenger RNA from Galeopterus variegatus (Sunda flying lemur), 3059 nucleotides. It is a transcript of the gene TRIM59, whose product is annotated as tripartite motif containing 59. Gene Ontology annotation, biological process: cilium assembly. Gene Ontology annotation, molecular function: zinc ion binding. The transcript has 2 exons. The record is from RefSeq and is a predicted model, not a curated record. Lineage: Eukaryota; Metazoa; Chordata; Mammalia; Dermoptera; Cynocephalidae. The coding region runs from base 84 to 1286 and encodes 400 amino acids. Gene Ontology annotation, cellular component: centrosome; intraciliary transport particle B; cilium.
GAAUAAGAAUAAAAGAAUCUGGAAAAGUUGAAGAAGAUAAAAUUAUAUUCAGUCCCCAAACCAGGAGAUCGACAAAGUAGGAAAUGCACAAUUUUGAGGAAGAGUUAACAUGUCCCAUCUGUUAUAGUAUUUUUGAAGAUCCUCGUGUGCUACCAUGCUCUCAUACAUUUUGUAGAAAUUGUUUGGAAAACGUUCUUCAGGCAUCUGUUAACUUUUAUAUAUGGAGACCUUUACGAAUUCCACUCAAGUGCCCUAAUUGCAGAAGUAUUAUUGAAAUUGCUUCAACUGGUAUUGAAUCCUUACCUGUUAAUUUUGCGUUAAGGGCUAUUAUUGAAAAGUACCAGCAAGAAGACCAUCCAGAUAUUGUCACCUGCCCUGAACAUUACAGGCAACCAUUAAAUGUUUAUUGUCUACUUGAUAAAAAAUUAGUUUGUGGGCACUGCCUUACCAUAGGUCAACAUCAUGGUCAUCCUAUAGAUGACCUUCAAAGUGCCUAUCUGAAAGAAAAGGACACGCCUCAAAAACUGCUCGAACAGUUAACUGACACAUACUGGACAGAUCUUACUCGUCUUAUUGAAAAGCUGGAAGAACAAAAAUCUCAUUCUGAGAAAAUGGUCCAAGGUGAUAAGGAAGUUGUUCUCCAGUAUUUUAAGGAGCUUAGUGAUACAUUAGAACAGAAAAAAAAAAUUUUCCUGACGGCUCUGUGUGAUGUUGGCAAUCUGAUUAAUCAAGAAUAUAUUCCACAAAUUGAAAGAAUGAAAGAAAUGAGAGAGCAGCAGCUUGAAUUAAUGACACUGACAACAUCUUUACAAGAAGAGUCUCCACUUAAAUUUCUUGAAAAAGUUGAUGAUAUCUGCCAGCGUGUGCAGAUCUUGAAACAGAAACCACUUCCUGAGGUCCAGCCUGUUGAAAUUUAUCCUCGAGUAGGCAAGGUAUUGAGAGAGGAAUGGAACAGAAUAGAAAUUGGACAAAUUAAGAAAGUUCUCAUUCCUGAAAUGAAAAUUUCUUCUAACAGGCUGCCAUGUUCCUGGCCUGAUAAGGAUGAAAAAGAAGUUGAAGUUUUUAAAGCUUUAAAUAUAGUUACACUAAUUUCAGUGAUAUUGAUGUUGAUACUUGUUUUCAACCAACACAUAACCUUUGUAAAUGAAAUCACUUCGAUAUGUUUUUCUGAAGUCUCUCUAUCUGUUUACCAAAGUUUAUCUAACAAUAUGCAUGAUUUAAAGAACAUAUUAUGUCAUACUUUGUAUUUGUUGAAGGAAUUCAUAUGGAAAAUGAUUUCUCAUUGAAAACAAAUCUGAAUUGUUUAAAUGGGUUAGUACAGCAGUUACUAACCAUUGCUAAGUGGAGGAAUAGAAGUAGCAUGGAUAAAUAAAUAGCAAACUAAACUAUUAGAAUUGCAACAAGCAUAAAUAUGUAGAAAUGUUAAACCUUUCAUGCUGUUGGACAGAAAAGCGUCAUAGUUAGAGAAAGAAUAUCUAAAACAUUAAAACCAAGUCAUUAUUAGAAAACUACUAUAAAAUCUACUAAUUACUUAAAUAUCUAUUGUAUAUUAUCCCUUUUUUUUGGCUUGAUAGAAGUUGACUUUAUGUUGCUGUGACUUUAAACAUUCCUGUAUCAAUAUUAUCUUUUACCAUAUACUGCACUGGUUGGCUUUGCAGCUCCAUAUGUAUAUGUAGCUUUUACAUUAAAAGAUGGAAAUCCUGAAAAGGGCAUACACCUUGAUUUUGAUGUGGCUUGAAGCUUUUGAGUGGGUGAAUAAGGAUGGUAAAGUCUUGUCAGUCAAAUCAGUUCUUGGAUUAAAAACUCAAACAAGUUACUAGAACAGAAUCACGUUGGUAACACAUUCCAUCCUCAACAGAUGGCAUCGUGUGAACUGUUUAUCUUAAAAAUCAUCUUAGAUUUUCUAUCUGCCAGUGUUCCCUUAUGCUAAUGGAAAGUACCAACUAUUUAAUCUUAUAUUGCUGAACUUUGCUUAACAUAGAGCCUUCCUAUUAAGAAGCCAAAACCCAUUAGUUCCCGUUUUAACAGGGACUGGAAGUUGCGUGCUUAUCAUAGGACUUUUGCCUAUUGUCCAUGCAACCCUAAGUACAAACUGAUCUGCUUUCCAUAAAUUCCAAAUGGCUCCUCUUGGAUCUAUCUCUAGUGGAACAUUACCUAGUUCAAAAGACUUUACAGAUCAGAUUAUGGAAUGCUCCUGGCCCUGUAGAUUACAUGUAAAUAAAUAUAGCUGUAUUCAGGGAACUAGUUCUAAAACACUAGGUCCUCCUAAUGUCUUAUCUGUUGAGGAAAAGAGUCUUAAUACUAAGAUGAUGGUAUUAAGUCAAUUUUUGAUCAGAAUCAGACUAUACCUAGCACAAAUAACUAUUGUGUGGGCAAAGAGCAUUUGAAGGGUGUAAAGGUUAAGGGGAAGAUAUAUAUAGUCAGCUAUUACGAUAGAAAUACAUAUAAUUACACUGAAGUUGCAGUGAUUUGAUUACUUAAAAUGUUAGCUUCUACACCAUAAAUGGUGCCCUGUCCUUUUGAAUAAAUGUAAAAAUAUUAGUAAGCAAUGAAGUGUUAUAUGUCACGUACUUAAUAUCAUAUUUCUUAAGUGGGAUUAUUAAUCCUUUUUGUAGUUGAGGAAACAGACCAAAAGUAAUUUGCCAAAGGUCAUACAGGUAGUAUGUGGGAAAACAUGUAUUAUCUUUAGAGUUCAUGCUGUCAAACUUUUAAAGGAUUUAAUAAGUCAAGGUUAUUGUUAAUAAAUUACGGUUUCUAACCUGUAAGAAUUAUUUAUAGCUAAAAAAUGAAGUAUGUGCCUAUUAAUACCAUUUUAGGCUUGACAUUGAUAUUUUGUAACUUGCCAGUUUUUAGUACUUUUUGAUAAAUUUUAUAAAGUGCACGAAUAUAGUUACGUAUACAAGUAACAUUCUUACACAUGCUGUUCUUUUGUAUUUAACGAGAUUGUACAAUUUUAAAGUAUAUAAAGUAUUUCUAAGUCUUAUGUAUAACAAGUUUAUAUUUUAAUAAAUUCAUUUUGAUAUUUGCAUUGAGUGGCUUAAUGCACUCAAACUCAGGAA